UUGAAACUUCAGGGGCACGCAUCUUUCGCCUAUAUGCAAACCCCCUAAACCCCGAUUCAUUUUUCUUCUUGCUGCUCUGUUUAGUGGUGUGGGAGAUCGCUAAACCCUCAAAAGAUGUCGUCUUCUCUUCCGCCUGGUUGUCGAUUUUACCCUUCCGACCAGCAUCUUCUCUGCUACUACCUCACCAGCAAGAACCACACGAAUAUAGACGCUGACGAUGGCAAUCGGAACGUGAGCGGCUACGAUUUGAUAAAGGAGCUUGACUUGUACAGCCACGAGCCGUUUGAUUUACCGGAAAAUGCGUGCUAUGCAUACGGAUGCGGGGGUAGGAAAAGGCAUUGGUAUUGUUAUACGAAUGUUAGGUUUUUGAGCGAAGGCAGAGGAGGGAGGAGCAGGAGGGCGAAGGGAGGGUAUUGGAGGAGGAGCGGUAGGGUUAGGAAUGUCGUAGAGCCCGGUGGGAAGGUUGUGGUGGGGACGAGGACUAGGUUCGUUUUUUAUUUGGAGAAUUCGGUGAAAAAUGCAACCAGGACUGAUUGGGUCUUGUAUGAAUAUUCCCUAAAUGAUCAUGUGAAGGCUUCUUAUGUCCUUUGCCGAGUAUUUUUCAAGUCUCGUGGUGGAAAUAGCAUUUCAGAGAAUAUGUUAAGUUCCUGUGCUGAAGAAAGUGUUUCUGCUGUACGUCAUGUUGGGAUUCAACAUGAUGGAUUUCUUACACCUGACAUAGUUGAAGCUAAAGUGCAUCAGAGCAGUACUGUUGAUAGGAAGAAUGAUUUGUCAAGAUAUGCUAUGAGACUAAGUACUGAGUUGGGUGAUCAAGUCACUACUACACCUAUUUCUGAUGGCAGUUUUCAGUUUCCUUCAGCCAGCCAAUCCAAUGUUGAAUCUAAUAAGCCAGUUAGUACGCCUGGACUUUCUGGUGGUGACAUAUUUGUAGAUGCUGAAACUGAUCAACACUUAGUAUCCAUUCUAAAGGGAGAUUUCAUAGAGCUGCAUGAUCUAGUGGAUUGAUCAUCCAACAAUGUUUAAAGGAUCGUUUUUGAAAGACAUGUGGAUAUUAACCUAAUGGGUUAGGUUAUCGCUCAAAGUUAUUGAUUCAUGGAAUUAGAAGUUAUAGGAGUUUAAAUCCCAGCUAGAAGGAGUUUACAAGACAUAGAAGGCAUUCAAAUGCGCAGCUGAAAAAUAGAAGGGUUUAGAAUUCAGUUGAAAGAAGAGGUUUAUGUUAUGAGAAAUCUUAUAUAAAACAUUAAGUAAAGAAAUGGAAGAUAUUAAUGUUUUGUGGAGCGUUCAAAAUUUAAAUGAUGAACUCAUACUGUUAGUUAUGAUGUUCAGGGAGAUAUCAUAGCAACUUGCUUCAUUUGUCGAGGCAUUUUUCCUCCAGUGGAAUCUGAACAAGAUUGAUGUGUCAGAUGAUGGUAAAUCCAAGUAAAAAAGAAAAAAAAAGAAAUAUCUCUGAGAAUUGCUGCUUCUCCUGACUUUAUCAACUCUCUUUUGUAGUGAUACCAUUGAUGAUGGAGUGUUUCAUGUCUUUUUAUAUGUGGAAAAACUGUACUUUUCCCUUGUUUCUCAAGUUCCUUUCUUUAACAAGGCCCCUUGUUCUCUGUCUCACCUAUUUUCAGUUUCUCAAGUUGCAGGGUAGAUUUAUCUUUAUGAUGUAAUGGAUGGGACUUUGUUCCUCCUCGCCUUUCUGGCAAUUUCAAUUAGCUUAGAAAGCCUAUCACUGUUUAGCUUGACAUGUAAUCUUCUGAGCUUCCUCAUAGCAAGACCUGGAUAACAAUGUCACCGAGUGUGCAUGCUAAAUGAGCUUUUGCAAUUUUGUUUAUAA
Messenger RNA from Hevea brasiliensis (rubber tree), 1819 nucleotides. Its product is annotated as NAC domain-containing protein JA2L. Gene Ontology annotation, biological process: regulation of DNA-templated transcription. Gene Ontology annotation, molecular function: DNA binding. Lineage: Eukaryota; Viridiplantae; Streptophyta; Magnoliopsida; Malpighiales; Euphorbiaceae. The record is from RefSeq and is a predicted model, not a curated record. The coding region runs from base 115 to 1005 and encodes 296 amino acids. The transcript has 4 exons.